AUGUCUAAAGACUUCAUCAUCAAGCACAUGAAUGCCGAUCAUGGCGACUCCCUACAGCUCUACCUGCAAGCAUUCAACAACAUCAGCGCUCGCGAAGCCCACGGUGCCCAGAUUGAAGAUCUCACUCUCUCCAACCUAGUCAUCCGUGCCAAUGGAACCCGCUACAAUGUCCCCAUUGAUCCCCCCAUGAAGGAUUUCAAUGAAUCCCGAGGUCGCCUGGUCGCACUGCACAAGGACAGUCUGCAGCGCCUAGGUCGCUCCGACAUCACUUUAACUGAGUACCGAGCUCCACAGGGAGUGGUCCAGAAUGUGGUCUUUGCGCUGUGUCUCUUCACCUACGUGAGCUGCUUCCAACGCAGCAAUCUGCUACCCGGCUCAUUCGUCUACGAAAACCUCGGAUACAAGUACGUUCCGGACUUUGCACACUUUGUCUACAAUAUUCAGCCGCUACUGUUCCCGGUUAUGGUCGGCAUUCAUGUCAUCGAGUCAGGUCUUUUGGCAAUCCUCAAGUUGAAGCCGCAUGGCGUUCCAGUCUUUUCGGGGUUGUGGUGCAAAUGGAUGGCUUCAUGUUUUGUGGAAGGGUUUGGAUGUUUCCAGCGGAUUGCGGCGUUUGUGAAGGAGGAGCGGGCGAAGAAGGGCGGGAAGAGCCAGUAG
Messenger RNA from Penicillium odoratum, 654 nucleotides. RefSeq names its product DUF2470 domain-containing protein. Bases 1 to 654 code for a protein of 217 amino acids. The transcript has a single exon. Lineage: Eukaryota; Fungi; Ascomycota; Eurotiomycetes; Eurotiales; Aspergillaceae. The record is from RefSeq and is a predicted model, not a curated record.